AUGAAUGAAGUGUACAACAAGUGUCUGAUUUCCAUUGAAGGUACGGUUUUAUCUUUAGGAGGACAAUGUUUAGAGUAUUAUGGUUUGCCUCAGCCUGUAAGACAACAAUAUCAAAUUUACAACCAAGUUUUAGAUAGUAUCGAGAAUGGCACUGGUCAAGUAUUCUUUUUGGAUGCUCCUGGAGGCACGGGUAAAACGUUUCUUUUAAAAUUAUUAUUGGCUAGAGUACGAAAAAAUGGCGGGAUAGCCUUGGCAGUUGCUUCUUCUGGCAUAGCAGCCACGUUGCUGGAUGGCGAGACACCUCUGUGCAACAUUUCAAAGCAGAGCAAUAUGGCGCAAGUCUUGAAAGAAACAAAACUUAUAGUAUGGGAUGAAUGCACUAUGGUGGGCCAUAGUGCAUUCUCGCAGAGUUUUACUGAGAGCUUCUACGCCUCCUUUAUGGGUAAAGGAGGCGUAGAAGCUCUCACUGGAGACUUUCGACAAACCUUACCCGUCGUACCAAGGGGAACACGAGCCGAUGAAGUGAGGUCAUGUUUAAAAUCAUCGUAUUUGUGGCCCCAAAUUAAGAAGCUCGCCUUAAAGACAAAUAUGAGAGUACUUUUAGGAGAUGAUGCUACCGUUGGUGAGUUUGCACAGACUGUGCUUCAAAUAGGAGAUGGAAAUUACCCUACAGUUGAUGGUAAGAUUAUUAUACCACCAACUCUGGCUACGGUAGUAGAAUCUCUUACAGAACUAACCAACAAAAUUUACCCCGACAUCAUCAAUCUCAAGGCAAAACCCAUAGACUGGUUAUGCGAACGUGCUAUUUUGACUCCCAAAAAUGAUAGAGCGGCUGGUAUUAACGAUCUUUUGUUAAAAUCAUUUGAAGGAGAAGAAAUUCAAUAUAAAUCCAUGGAUUCGGUAGUACAAACUGAUGAUGCUAUAAAUUAUCCAGUCGAGUUUUUAAAUACGCUUAACCCAGCUGGUCUUCCCCCUCAUAAUCUCACACUUAAGAUUGGCGCACCAGUUAUGCUAUUAAGGAACCUGAACCCUCCAAAGUUAUGCAAUGGCACCAGAUUGCAAAUAACGGCUCUCCACCGGAAUGUUGUAGAGGCCACGAUAAUCACGGGAUGUGCUCAAGGGGAAAAGGUAUUCAUACCACGAAUACCUUUAAUACCGUCAGAAUACCCAUUUGAAUUCAAAAGGUUGCAGUUCCCCCUGAAGGUCUGCUUCGCAAUAACUAUCAAUAAAGCACAAGGUCAAACAUUGAAAAUGGCCGGAAUAGACCUGCUGGAAGACUGUUUUUCUCAUGGACAGUUCUAUGUGGCCUGUUCCAGAGUGAGUGCCGCGAGUCGUCUGGUAAUUCUAGCACAUGGAAAGCUUACGACGAAUGUGGUAUACAAAGAAGUACUUUGUUAG
Messenger RNA from Zophobas morio, 1398 nucleotides. RefSeq names its product ATP-dependent DNA helicase PIF6-like. Gene Ontology annotation, molecular function: DNA helicase activity. Bases 1 to 1398 code for a protein of 465 amino acids. Gene Ontology annotation, biological process: DNA repair; telomere maintenance. The record is from RefSeq and is a predicted model, not a curated record. NCBI's taxonomy places the organism in Eukaryota, Metazoa, Arthropoda, Insecta, Coleoptera, Tenebrionidae. The transcript is spliced from 4 exons.